AGCCGGAGGAAGGCAGGGCAAAGAAUAAGAUCACCAACGAGAGCCACCGAAAGUGGGGGGCGAGAGAGAGAGAGAGAGAGAGAGAGAGAGAACGAGCGCGUAAGAAGAGGGGGAAGAGAAAGGGAGAGAGUCGCGGAGAAGAGGGCACGCGCAUGGCGACGCUGCAGAGUUGGCGGAAGGCGGUGGGCGCGCUCAAGGACACAACCACAGUCGGUCUCGCCAAUCUCAACAGCGAUUUCAAGGAUUUGGACGUGGCUAUCGUUAAAGCCACCAAUCACGUCGAGUGCCCGCCCAAAGAGCGCCAUCUCAGGAAGAUCUUGUUAGCCACUUCGAUCACGCGGCCCCGCGCAGAUGUAGCCUAUUGCAUCCACGCCCUCGCUCGGCGCCUUGCCAAGACCCACAAUUGGACGGUGGCAUUGAAGACACUUAUAGUAAUCCAUAGGACCCUUAGGGAGGGUGAUCCUACAUUUCGUGAAGAGCUUCUUAAUUUCUCACAAAGGGCAAAAAUUCUUCAACUAUCAAACUUCAAGGAUGACUCAAGUCCUAUUGGUUGGGAUUGUUCUGCAUGGGUGCGUACUUAUGCAUUGUUUUUGGAAGAAAGACUUGAAUGUUUCAGGAUUUUGAAGUAUGAUGUCGAAGCUGAGCGUUUGAUACGACCUUCUCAGGGUUCUGAAAAGGGGCACAGCAAAACCAGAGAAGUGGAUAGUGAAGACCUAUUGGAACAGUUGCCUGCUCUGCAGCAGUUAUUAUAUCGGCUUAUUGGAUGUCGUCCAGAAGGAGCUGCUAUUAGCAAUUAUGUUGUCCAAUAUGCUCUAGCAUUGAUAUUGAAAGAGAGCUUCAAAAUCUAUUGUGCUAUUAAUGAUGGAAUCAUCAACCUUGUUGAUAAGUUCUUUGAGAUGCCAAGGCAUGAAGCAGUUAAAGCACUUGAAAUAUACAGAAGGGCUGGCCAGCAGGCUGCAAGUCUUUCUGAAUUCUAUGAAGUUUGUCGUGGACUUGAACUUGCUAGAAAUUUCCAGUUUCCAAACUUGAGAGAGCCUCCACAAUCAUUUCUUGCAACUAUGGAAGAAUACAUCAGAGAGGCUCCACGGGUAGUUUCCAUCUCUAGAGAGCCGCUGGAAUACCCAGAAAGGCUCCUUUUGACAUACAAAGUAGAAGCAGUUCCUGCUACAGUCGAUGAAGAAGAAACACCGAUUGCUGAACCUGAAUCUGAACCUGGACCACUACCAUCCACCAUUGAAGUUGCAUCUCCUGCUACACCCGUUAAGAUCAAUGGUUCAGACACUGGCGAUCUUCUUGGACUAAAUGAAACUAAUUCAUAUGCAUCAGCAAUAGAGGAUACUAAUGCUCUGGCCCUAGCCAUUGUUCCAGCUGGUAUGUUUGAUGCUACGACAAACUCUGGUACUGUUCAAGAUCAAGUAUUUGAUCCAACAGGCUGGGAACUUGCCCUGGUGACUACUCCAAGUAGCAAUAAUGCAACUGCUGUUGAAAGCAAAUUGGGUGGUGGAUUUGACAAGCUCACAUUGGAUAGUUUAUAUGAUGAGGCAGCAUACAGACAGCAGCAGCAGCAGCAGCAGCAGCAGCUUUAUGGAGUGCCACCCCCAAAUCCAUUCAUGACAACUGAUCCAUUCGCAAUGUCAAACCAAGUCGCUGCUCCGCCAGCCGUUCAAAUGGCUGCCAUGGCCCAACAGCAGCAACAGAUGUCCAUGUUCAUGCAGUCGAAUCCCUUUGCUCAGCCUCUGUAUCAGCAGCAGCCUGUCAGCGCGGCGACUGCUUCGAAUCCCUUUGGUGAUGCCGGGUUUGGAACUUUCCCAGUAAGUAAUCCGCACCAAGAGAGCAACCCUUUUGGAAAUCCCCAGCUGAUCUAAGCUCAGGGAAUGGUGUCCAUAUAGUCCUACAGCCACCACAGGAAUUUUUUGUGCCCAUUGUGUGUUACCUGUCUUUUGUAAUUUGGUCAGGAUCAAUUGUCUUGGUUGUAAAAGAAACUCAAAGUAAUAAUCGAGUUAUAUGAAAUAUGUGAUGUAGCUACGUGAAAUUGAACAAAGCGUCUGGCCCUGUCCGAUUUGCAUUCUC
Molecule: messenger RNA, 2070 nt
Organism: Musa acuminata AAA Group (dessert banana)
Lineage: Eukaryota; Viridiplantae; Streptophyta; Magnoliopsida; Zingiberales; Musaceae
Product: putative clathrin assembly protein At2g01600
Exons: 15
Coding region: 153-1865 (570 amino acids)
Biological process (GO): clathrin coat assembly; clathrin-dependent endocytosis; vesicle budding from membrane
Cellular component (GO): clathrin-coated pit; clathrin-coated vesicle
Molecular function (GO): SNARE binding; 1-phosphatidylinositol binding; clathrin heavy chain binding
Source: RefSeq, a predicted model, not a curated record